AUGUUUGAAAGUUCUAAUUCAACAUUUUUAAUUGAUAUUACAACAAUAUCAACACCAUUAUCAUUAUUCGAUGAUAAUAUAUCAAUAUUAAUAAAUGAUCAAACAUUAUUAAAAUAUUCAAAUUUAUCAUGUAAUCAAAUUAAAUACAAUUAUGUUUCACAAAAGCCUUUAUUUAAUUUUGUUCGUUAUGUAACACAUAAUUUAAAUCGAUUUUUUAUUUUACCAGCUAUUAUUUUAAAUUUAUGUGCUUUUUAUAUCUUAAGACGUACACGUAUGAAUCGUUCAUCAUCUAUAGCAUUCUAUAUGCAAACAUUAGCAUUAUGUGAUGUAGCAUUUUUUGCAUUAAGAGUUCUCUUUGGAGAAUUAUCGAGUUUAUCAACUAAUAAACAUAUAUUAACAACUGGUUUAUGUAAAUUUCUCUUUUUAAUGGUUAAUGCAGUGAACUAUACAACUGUAUGGCUUAUUGCUGCAAUGAAUGCAGAUAAAUUUCUUGCUGUUUGUUUACCAUUGCGUGUAUCUGACUUAUUAUCAAGAAAAAAAGCAUAUGCUGUGGUCAUAGCUGUUAUAAUUUCUUCAAUGCUUGUAGCAUCUGUACAUGCCAGUCGAACAGUAUUAAAAAAUAAUUCAUAUUGUUGGCUUAAAACAUCACAAGAUGAAAAACUUGUUUUUAUUCUUGAUGCAUUUUUUUGGUGCUUUAUUCCAUUUAUUGUUAUAUCUAUAUUAAAUGCUGCAAUAUUUCUUGCUUUAUUGCGAGCACGUCGUGAAGCAUCACAAUUACAAGAAUCAACAAGAGGUAUUGUACAAACAUCAAAAAAUCAAUUUGCUUCAUCAGUCAGCAGUCGUACACGUGUUCAAUCACAAAAUCUUCAGAUAACAAUAAUGCUUAUAACAAUUUCAAUAUCAUUUUUUGUUUUAACAUUACCGAAUGCUAUUUAUUAUUUACUUAUAUUUUUACGUGUUUUUAUUGAAAGUUGGAAAGCUGUUAAAUGUGAUGUAAAUUUAUAUCGAAAUCUUGAUACAUAUGUACGAACAUCGGCUGUUAUGUAUCUUAUAUCAAAUAUAACAUCAGAUUUAAUGCACGUGGUGAAUUUUUUUCUUUAUUUUAUAAGUGGUGCAAGAUUUCGUUCUGAAUUUCGUCGUUUAAUAUUUCAUCAAUUAUGUCAUUGGUGUUGUAAACGACGAAUUAAUAGAUUUCGAAAAGACAUUAAAUCUAAUAAUCAACGAUCAUUUUUAAGUGCGAAUGGUGUAUCAACAAUACGAGUAUUAGCACCAAAACCUGGUGACACUAAACAAAAAUCUACAUCAAAUAAUAAUAGUUUUACAACAUCAAUCAAAGAUAAAAAAACAGUAACAUAUUUAUCAUCAACCAAGAAGAAGAAGGUACUUGGUGAAAAUGCAUUGAUAUCUGCUGGAAGUCAAUCUAGGCGAAAUCACCAUGGAAUCCCAACAACAGAAAACGGUGGCAAAAAUGAAGAUGAUAAUCUUCUUCGACAUAUAUAA
Molecule: messenger RNA, 1500 nt
Organism: Rotaria sp. Silwood2
Lineage: Eukaryota; Metazoa; Rotifera; Eurotatoria; Philodinida; Philodinidae
Source: the annotation of a GenBank genome assembly